AUGUGGCGGGGCGCGGCCGCGGCGCUGCUGUGCCUGGCCGCGGCCUGGCUCUUGCGCCGCGGGUUCGAGCCCCGCGCCCGCCUGCUCAGCGCCGCGGAGCUGCGCCGCUACCGCGGGGCGCCGGGAGAGCCCGGCCUCUACCUCGCCCUGCUGGGACGGGUCUUCGAUGUGGAGCGGGGCCGCAAGCACUAUGGGCCUGGCGGAGCGUACAGCGGGCUCGCAGGCAGAGAUGCCACCAGAGCGUUUGCCAGCGGCGACUUCACCGCGGCGGGGCUGGUGGACGACGUGGCGGGGCUGUCACCGCCGGAGCUGCUCUCCAUCCACAGCUGGCUGAGCUUCUACAGCGACAGCUACGAGCCCGUGGGGAAGCUGGUGGGCAGAUUCUAUGAUGAAAAUGGGGCACCGACAGAAGCCCUGAGGGAGGUUGAGGCUGCCAUUGAGGAAGCUCUCAAAUUCCAAGCAGAAAGUGAGCAGAAGAAGCAGCAGUUCCCACCCUGCAACUCUGAAUGGAGCUCUGCUAAAGGCACCCGGUUCUGGUGCUCCAGACAGAGUGGGGGCGUGCACAGAGACUGGGCCGGAGUCCCUCGGAAGCUGUACAGCCCCGGCUCCCAGGGCAGUCGCUGUGUGUGUGUGAGGAGCUCAGGUCCCCCCUGGGGACAGCCAGACUCCUCCCAGCACAGCGACAGGGGGGACCUGGAUAAUCCUCACCUGGAGCGCUACGAGGGCUGCCACCCCCUGGCCGAGCAGUGCGUCCUCCUCACGGGCUGACUCCGGGGCAGGGGGAAUCCUGCAGUGAAACCUUGUGCUGCUCCAGCAGCUCCAGCUCCAUCCCUGUCUGUGCAAAGGGAGCAGUAACAAUCUCGUGUUAAUUGUGAUGCUUUUUAACAUGCAGAGUUGAGAGAAGGAGGAAACGCUUCAGCCAGGUCAGUGGCUAAACAAAUCAACAGGAUGCUUGCUUUAUUUCUAUGAGAAAUAUUUUUGCACCUGGGAAGCAGCUGUAAGAUGCACAGCCUGAAUUGUAUUUUGGAAGUGCUUUCUUGUGCAGUCAGGAAAGGGAUGUUUGUGUGCACAGUGGUGGGACAACGUGCUGUGGUUCAAGGCAGCGAGGUCAGUGAGCACAGGAACUGCUGCAGCAUCACUGCCCACACUUGGUGCACAGUCCUCAGGUCCUUCCCAGGCACCUGACUCACUCCAAAGGGUUUAAAGGUAGCAGGGAGAACCCUCAAUUUCUUCUGCAAUUAAGGUCCACAGUAUCUAGGAACUUGUGCAGUUUAGUUACACACAAGCUUUAUCAAAUUCUUGGAGUAGUGAAGGCAAAGGCCAGAGCUGCAUUUCCUCAUUCAGUGUUUGCAUUAGAUACUGUGCCAAGAUAUUGAAGCCAUCUAUGAGGAUUGUUUGAUAUUAACCUCACCCUCCUGGUCUGUGAUUCACCACUUUCAGACUGUUCUGAUCAGAAAUGAGUAGUUUUAAAUAGAUUUCUUUUUGUUGCCUGGGUGGCAGCAGAACCAUCCUACUGUAAUGUGCCUCCUGUUUCCAUUCUGGUAUAAGAUUUUCUUCCCAUCUGCUCUGUGCCUGUCAGACUGCAGCCUGAGCUGGAUGUGCCCUUACAACACCCAGCACACUUAAACUCCAUCCUUAGGGAUCACAGCUGGCAGAAUUCAGCAAGGAGUGACUCCCAGAAUGGUGAUUACCAUUUCUGGGUGGGGCUAAAAGGGGGGAAGGAAUACCUGCUCAGGGUUCAGGCACUACAGACCUCAAGCUGCAGGGAAGCAGUUGCUGGUUUUAAUGGAAUCUGCUGUUAAAAUCAGUUUUUGUGUAGCUGAGCUUUGGGAGAGAAGCGCAGAUCCGGGUCCAGUGGUGGCACAGGUCCUGCUGAGCUGUGGUCAGUUCUCCUUAAGGCAGCUGUCACCUCUGUAAAGCAGCUGGGAAGUGUUUAUAAAGUGAUUUUUAGCUCCCACUGCCUCUAAAGAGAGGCCCAAGAUCUACGUGAUUAGUUAGUUAAUUAGCAUUUACUCCCUUGCAGUAGGACACAUUACAGCACUUCUCACUGGUAAAAGCUCAGAGGAUGCUACAGCUGCCAGGGAUGAAACCACACAGGAGUUUAAACACGCACAUGCUUGUAACAGUGGAGGGGCACGGGGUUGUGGUUUUAUUUUGGGGUUUUUUACCUCAUCAUCCUGAAGAGAAGCUGUUCCAGGCAUUGCCCUGCUGUGCCAGCUCCUGUCACUCACAGGGGGAGCAGGAUGUGAGGCAGAACCAAACCUCAGCCCUGGGCUUGAGCCACCUUUGGGGGUGGAGUGAGCAGCUCCGUUCACACAACGCUGGAGAUCAGGCUUUGUGAAAGGUGCAGGAAAGAGCUGCAAAGCAGCACUUCACUGCCUCCACAACUUUGGCUUUGCCACAAUUAAAGAGACACCACCACCUUAAAAAGAAAUUGCAUUUAAAGCAGCAAAACCAUCCCCCUAAAUGAUUGGCAAGUGCCUUUAAAGGAGCUUUUUAAAGCUAUUUAAAAGUUGCAGCAAAUUCCAGACUAUUAAAUGCUGUAAGAAGUAGUUUGUGAGGGCAAACCAGUCCCAGUGAAGGUGGACCAGCUUGACCUAAGCAAGUUUCUUCUUGCUGUAACACUCAGUCACUGUGCAAAUAGUGCUGAGGGAAUGAGAGCUACACAAAAACCAAAUAAACUGCCAAAAAAAGGCAGGGCAGGAAGGUGUUGGUUUAAGUUAAAGUUGGUUGAAAACCAGUUCACAGCUUAUUCCUCAGUUUAGGGUUUGGAAACACUGGGGGGAAAGUUUGUCUUGCUCUAGGAAUAAAUCAUCUAUUAAAGCAAACAAGGAGACACCCUCACUGACCUGAAGUGCUCCAGGGCUGUCAUGCCUGUAACUCCAAUUCAGCAGCUCAGCUGGAUUCUCCCGUGGUGGAAAAGGGUGGAAAACAGUGAUAGGAAGCAGUGAUAGCUACAGAGGGCUCAAGUCACCACAGACAGUGCUCUAAUAAAGCUCACCAUUCAUCUGUACUUCAGUAAGUUUUAUUAAUAAAAGACUAAUGCAUCACAAUCUCACCCAGAAGUCUGGGCUGGGUUUGCUAUUGCACUGGAGUUUUCCUUUUCCUGAAGUGAAGCUGCAGCAGUUCUCUGCUCUCCCAGGGGGCUGAGCUGCCUCCAGCACACAAGUGAGUGCACCAAGUGUUUGUAACUGGGACUGGUGAACUCCAGGAACCAGCUCUGGCCCGCGGGGAGCUCGGAUUUGUUUCACAAGACUGAUCCUAGGUAAGUCUGAUAUAAGGCAUUCAAGAUGACUACAUGGUACAAACUGGAACACCAGACCUUGACAGCCAAAAGAACAGUUGUAGCAGUUCCACAACAUGAAAACGAAUACCUGGACUCAUUUCAGAACAAAGAAUAAAGUUGUUGUGCCCGAUUGGAUGUUGUAUCCCUGUGUUUCUUCGUGGUUUGUAAGGAUAAGCUUGCAGAGGGCAGCUGUCUCUACAGCAGGUACUUCCUGAGCAAGGUUUCACCUCACGAUGCAUCAUCUAGUUCUGUAUUUUAUUACAAGUAGAAUCAUUACACAACAAAGUAAUGCAUAUUGGAAAAAUACAUUUUUACAACGACUCCAGACAAACAUUGCAGAUAAAAUGCCAUUGUUCUAAGACUUCCUUUUCUAUUUCACAGAGGGUAUUAGAAGGUUCAGUUAUUUCUGUCACUCAUACAAGCUUUGAUUUUUCUAGAGACGAGUUUGCUGCAGUGACCACCUCUGCUGCUUACAGAAAAAAGGACUUACCUGUUAACAUUUGAUCUACAGAACAAUCCAGCCUUGGCCUCCCAAACUGUUACAUGUUAGUUUAUAAGCACUACAAGAGCAGUUGGACAAGCUGUUAUCUCCAGCACGGGAAGUCAUUAAGGCAUCUGUCAGCUUUUAGCCAGCAACUUACUCUGCUCUGUCAGUACCUUCAACAGCAACGUUCUCACUCCACUCAGUGGUGUGAAACAGUGAGUGCAUCUUAUACAGGCAAAAAAUGUCAGCCAGACCACGGUUUGUGCUUGUGUAAGAGUGCUGGACCAUGGUAUUUGCUUGUGUAAGAGUGCUGAGUGACUGCAAUCAAAAGGAAUCCGGUCUCAGAACAAAAAGCUACAGCACGAACCUCCCGACUUCCCAUGCAGCCCUGCUGAAGUGCCUGAAGCCUCGUGUGGCAGCAGCACUCCCAGGGACACAAACUGAUUUUCCAUCUAAGCUUUUGUUCAAUGCUUGGCAGACUUGAGUCUCGAGUUAAUAGACACCACUAAAAGGGGUAAGAGGGGUGGGGGGUUUGGUAAAACUGAAUUAUGCUACAAGAAAGGAAGAGCAGUUGUUUAGAGUUAGAAAUGUGUUGACCACCACUACAUCACCAAGUGCCUCAUUCACAUUUGUACCCUGUAGUGGAGCAUUGCCAGCAAAACUCCCCAAAAAUGUCAGUGGUCUGAGAGCUCAGACCAACACUAGGCAGAGUGUGUGAGGGACUGAGUCCCACCAGUUGUCUGGUGGGGUCAGCUCCUCAGCUGAACUAGAAAAGAACUAACUUGGGUUUUGGUUUGAGUUGUGAGCUUUUCCCCUUAGCUCUGGCAGAAAGCUACUUAGAGUUGGCUGGAAGGAAACCAUCUCAAAGGCACUUUAAAAGGAUCAAAUUUACUGAAUUUAGUUGCUUUAAAUUUAAUUAACACCUCAGGCUGUAUAUUUAACAAUAACCUUAACUUUCCUUUCAGACUUCAGUAAGCUGGGACAGUACUGGCUGUAAACAGCAAACCAGGAGCACUAGAGAUGGUUUCUCAGAUCUUUCCCACAGUUUUACAGUUAUAAUCAAUAUCCUGUUUUUUAGAAGAGCUAAAACUACCCAGCCUUAACUUGUCAUUCAGUUAAGCUGAAUUUUCACCAGAUCCACAUUUUCCAUCAUCUAAAGCUUGCUUAAUCUGUUAGAGCUGAGCUCCCUGUUCCCUUGCCCUUACAGCAGAGAAGCCACUGAAAAAGUGAUGUUUAAAUGCUUUGGCAAUUACAUGCUGUGCAGUUUUCCAGUGAGGCUGAAGCCCACAGGCUGUGGCCUUGGAAAAUCCCUCCUCUGCACUGUCUGUCAGCAUUCUGAGCACACUCUUACCCCUCCACAUCACUUCAGCUCCAAAACAAGAAGGAAAAGAACAUGUUAUCAUGGGACUACAGUUAAGACUUUCACCAAAUGCACCUGCUCUCCAUCAUUAUCUUUCACUGCUAGAGAUCUGCAACCAGUGACACCCUGAAAUAACA
Molecule: messenger RNA, 5267 nt
Organism: Hirundo rustica (Barn swallow)
Lineage: Eukaryota; Metazoa; Chordata; Aves; Passeriformes; Hirundinidae
Product: neuferricin
Exons: 4
Coding region: 1-768 (255 amino acids)
Cellular component (GO): membrane; endomembrane system
Source: RefSeq, a predicted model, not a curated record